Pistacia vera is the source of this 641-nucleotide messenger RNA. RefSeq lists its product as uncharacterized. Bases 23 to 505 code for a protein of 160 amino acids. The transcript has 2 exons. The record is from RefSeq and is a predicted model, not a curated record. Lineage: Eukaryota; Viridiplantae; Streptophyta; Magnoliopsida; Sapindales; Anacardiaceae.
AAAAGAAGAGAAGAUUAGAGUAAUGGAAGAAGAUGGAGUGGUGGUGGUGGUGGGAGAGAAAGAGAAGAAUAGCAGUGAAAAAGAAUGGGAAUUGUUGGGGACAAGCUUCUUCCUUGAGCAAAUGAGAGAGGAAAGAGCAAGAAGAGAUGAAGCUGUGGAGAAAUGGAAACAACUAUAUCUCACUAUCAAAACUGAGCUUGAUGAUCUCGUUCAACGAACACAUGGAGAUGGGCUAUAUUGGAGAGCAGAGGAAGAAGACAUGAUCAAAGAGCUAAGGAGGGAGCUGAAAGAGAAGCAAGAGAACACGGAAGCUCUAAAAGCUCAAUUAGCUUCAGCCGAACGUGAAGUACACAAAAGGGAACGGGAAAUUGAUAUUCUGAGGCAGAGUUUCAGAAUUAUGAGCUGUAACAAAAAGGCGGCAGCGGCAGCGGCAGCCCGUGGUGUCAGCAAAAGUGUCUCCAAGAGUUUUGCACUUGUGAAACAGAUCGAUGAGAAAAGCAAAUGAAUAUCAGAAGUAUUCAAAGAAUUGAAGUAGAUGAGCAGAAGUAAUGCAAAAUUGGGUAUGUAAGAUAUAUAAGGGGUCAGUAAUGAACAUUUUGCAUUUCUUUCCUGGAACCAGAAAAAAAUCACAACGCAGAAAC